GUAUCUGAUCCCAUGUAACCACAUGAUGUUGAGUCAGCGGCGGGCUGUGAAAGAGAGAGACUGUUAUUCUGUAUCUGCUGCAAAACUGCUUGCCCUGACACCAGUCUGCUGCUCCACUGGGAUCACCUUGACUCUUGAAAGCGAAGGAAAAGAUUAUAUUCUGUGGACAAAAACAGCACAAACUAAAGAUGCUGGUAGGUGUUCUUCUGAAUCUACUUGCAUUGUGGAAUAUGGAAGAGCUGUGGACAUUGGCUACUUGCAGUACCUGGGCGAAGCUCAAGAAGCUAUUCUCCAGUGCCUGAAAGAUUGUAAGGUUUGGUCUGCCUUGUAUGACGGAGUAAACCCUGAUCCAGACACCUUUAUUGAAACACUUGCUGAGGAGAACAGUACAGACGUGGACCACCCCAUGUUUCGGCUCCAGCAACGGACACCUAGCAUAUGUAGCUCCUCUCAAGUAACUCCAUUCAGUGAGAAGAUGCAGUUGGAGCUAGAAUGGGAUGAUAGCUACGACACAGGGAUUUCUCCUGGUUCUGAUGUGAGCUCACCACAACCAUAUGAUGACCUGGGAAGCACAGAGCUGCAGCCACCUGCAGAGCCACCAAAACACAUUCAAGAAAUGAAAAAAAGUGCCAUCAUGCUCAUCAAAGGAUCUUACAUAGAAGAAUCAGACUUUCAGGAUGAUGUUAUGGUUUACAGAUUGUGUGCCCAGAAGGAUACUCAAGAUGAUGAUAACUCCAAGGAGAAAACUUUAAAUGUAGCCAGAGAACAUGAGGUCCAAAGACAGACUGUAGUCAAUGGGCCUCUUGCAAAAAGCCAGCUGGAAAUGGACUUGGAUGAGCACAGUAAGGGAAAGUCAAGCUUGAAUCAAGGUGUAAUGAAAGAACAAAUAAACCAGAAAAUUAUUGAGAUUGAUCCACAGCCAGACUUAGAGUUGAAGCUUUCUCCUCAGGAGGCAGAUUGUAACUUAAGUGUAAGACUGCUGAGCACAGAUGGUGAGGAUUUCAUUGCACAGUAUGACAAAAUUAUUAAGGAACUGGAUCCGAACACCGCAAGCUUGGAGGAGCAGAAGUUGGAUACUCCUGACCCCGUCUCUCCUGCAGAAGAGGAGGACGACUUUGAGAACUUCUCAGCAGACACUCCGUCUGCAGAGAGCAUGUCAUCUCCCUUCGGACCAAAGGAGGAUGUCACUCCCAAGCAUGCUUCGAGGAGCCAGAGUGCUCCAUUUACAGGACCAUUCAUCAGCGUAGUGUUGUCGAAGCUGGAGAACAUGCUGGAGAAUUCCUUGCAUGUAAAUUUGCUGCUUAUUGGGAUUAUUACUCAGCUGGCAAGUUAUCCACAGCCUCUUCUUCGCUCCUUUCUGCUCAACACCAACAUGGUGUUUCAGCCUAGUGUGCGGUCACUUUACCAGGUGCUGGCAUCUGUGAAAAAUAAAAUUGAACAUUUUGCUUCAAUUGAAAAAGACUUCCCAGGUCUUCUUCUGGAGGCCCAACAGUACUUGCUUUUUCGCGUGGACAUGUCUGAUGCUGCAGAAGAACUGCUAACCAAAGGUCACGUCCAGCACAGCAGCAACGCAGGGAAGGGAAGAAACCUCUCUGAAGCUUACCCGGCUGUACUCCAGCCUUUCCUGGGACAUAAAGGAAAGAAGGGCCUGGCUCAUCCCAGCCUUCCUGCGCACGUGAGGAAUGCUGUACUUGCAGCUGCCCUUUUCCCAGAGUUCCUGAAGGAGCUGGCAGCUCUUGCCCAGGAACAUUCCAUUUUAUGUUGCAAAAUACUGGAGGAUUUUGAGGAUUAUUAUUAG
Molecule: messenger RNA, 1798 nt
Organism: Antrostomus carolinensis (chuck-will's-widow)
Lineage: Eukaryota; Metazoa; Chordata; Aves; Caprimulgiformes; Caprimulgidae
Gene: FHIP1A
Product: FHF complex subunit HOOK interacting protein 1A
Exons: 5
Source: RefSeq, a predicted model, not a curated record